AUGUCAGAUCUGCAAAAACAAGUCGGUCAGCUGUUUGCGGUCGGAUUCCACGGCUACACUCCAAGCCCGGAGAUCAAGGCCCUAAUCCACGAGUAUCAUGUGGGAGGCGUUGUUCUCUUCGCCCGCAACUAUCAAAAUGCCGAGCAACUUCAGGCUUUGACAUUGGCUCUGCAGAAUGAAGCUCGACUAGCCGGGCACAAGCGACCUCUGUUGAUCGGAAUCGAUCAAGAGAAUGGCCAGGUUACUCGCAUUGCUCCUCCAAUGGCCGCUCAGGUCCCGGGGCCUAUGGCUCUUGGUGCCACGCAUGAUCCAGAAUUGGCCUACCAAGCAGGAGUAGCUACGGGCGAAACUCUAGGCUUCUUCGGAAUCAACAUGAAUUAUGCACCUGUCUGUGACAUCAAUUCUGACCCAUUGAACCCGGUUAUUGGUGUCCGUAGCCCUGGCGAUGAUCCAGAGUUUGUGAGCCGGUUCGCAAGUGCCGCGGCGCGGGGCCUGCGCGAGAAGAACAUCAUUCCUAGUGUUAAGCACUUCCCCGGACACGGAGACACAUCUACGGACUCUCACUAUGGCCUUCCGGUCAUUGAAAAGACAAGAGAUGAUCUGGAGCGAUGUGAAUUAAUCCCAUUCCGCCGCGCUGUUGCUGAAAAGGUUGAAACCGUGAUGACUGCCCACAUUUCACUGCCGCACAUUGAUGACAAGCUCCCUGCCACGCUGUCCCCUAAGGCUCUUGGAAUUUUGCGCAAGGAUAUGGGCUAUGAUGGAAUGAUCAUCACGGACUGUCUGGAGAUGGACGGGAUUCGUGCUACAUAUGGUACAGAAAAUGGCUCGGUCCUUGCGCUACAGGCUGGAAGUGACAGUCUCAUGAUGUGCCACACAUUUGAGGUACAUGUUGCCUCUAUCAAGAGGGUUACUGAAGCGGUGCAAUCUGGAGAGCUCCCGCAAUCGCGAUUUGAUGAUGCUUAUCGUCAUGUCACCCAACUGAAAGACAAGUUCUUGAACUGGGAUGUGGCUUUGCGCAAAGGGGACUUUGCAGAGCUUGAUGCACUAAAGAAGAAGCACUCUGAGAUUUUUAAGGGUGUAUAUGACCGAUCAGUCACUCUUGUUCGCGACAAAGCCAAUGUCCUCCCGCUGUCGAGUACCUCGAAUAUCGUGUUCCUCUUUCCCGGAGAAGGAACCCCUGCCGGAGGCGCCGUGGAUGGAGAAGGCAUGGGCAAGGCCGGUGACUAUGAUUCCGCCAAGUACCUCAACACUCUCAAAAGGUACAACCGAUCUAUCACUAAAAUCAAAUAUCCCAAAGGCGGAUUGUCGGACGAGCAAUGGUCCGCCGUGAAAUCCGCCGAUGCGGUGGUUUUCGUUUCAAUGAACGCCAAAGAGUCACCAUACCAGAUGUCUCUAGGGAAUGCACUCCCCGGGCAGGUGAAGUCGUUAGUGUCCAUUGCUGCAUGUCAGCCCUACGACUGGCUCGAUGUCCCUGAAGUCAAAACCUAUUUAACCACAUAUGAGCCCACUGUUGAAUCUUUCUCUGUGGCGUCCGACAUCAUUUUCGGACAGAGAUCUCCCCAGGGAGCCCUUCCCAUUGGACCUGGUGUCUCAUCCAAGUCUCCUGCACCAGUGUCAAAGUUUAAUGCCGAGACGGAUCUAGAUUCAAUUGUUGCCGUUUGGACGGAAGCUUUGCCAACAUAUGUUCUGCCAGCAGAGGCUCUGCAAGCGCUGGUCGUUCGCCCCAAUGCACACCACUUCGUGGCUCGGAUAGGCUCGGACCUGGUUGGAUUCUGUCUUGCUUACAGCAAUGCUCAUGGCGAACCAAACUCUGUUGUUCACAUUGCAGUAUUGGCAGUGGCUCCGAAAUUUCAGAACCAGGGUAUUGGAACUGCGCUACUGAGUGAAACUCGCUCGUACUUCAGAAAGCAAUUCAACGUGAACUGUCUGAAACUCGGCAGCUCAUUCCCUAGGUUUUGGCCGGGGGUGCCGCGUGAGCUUCCCGGCGCUCAAGAAUUCUUCACCCAUCGCGGCUUCCGACUGAGCCCACCUGAAGCCAGGUCCUUGGACUUAUAUCAGGACAUUCGCAACUUCCAAUCGCCGGAGAAGUAUAUGAAUCGUGCGCGGGAUCGAGGAUUCCGAUUUGCACCCCUCCAGCCCGAAGACUACGAAGAGUGUUUAGUCGGACAAAGAAAGAACUUUUCCUACAAUGCUGGCUGGGUCGAAGCAUAUGUCAUGCUCCACCCCAAAGACUAUCCCUCCUGCGUGAUGACAGCUUUCGAUUCCGAAAACCGCCAAGUCGGAUGGACUCUCAUGCUCCCUCCUGUCGCGGCUCUCAACGAAGCCUGGGCUUUCCCUCAGAUAUGCGGUCCCAACACGGGUCUAAUUGGCUGCGUGGGUGUUGACGGUGAACACCGUGCAUCGGGAAUUGGGCUGGCUCUCGUGUGCCAUGCUGUCGAGAACAUGAAGGAACGUGGUAUUGAAGGUGUCUUUGUGGAUUGGGUUGCUCUGGAUGGAUGGUACGAGCAGAUUGGCUUCAAGACCUGGGGAAGCUAUCGCCCUGGAGAUAUCUGA
This is a messenger RNA of Penicillium atrosanguineum, 2553 nucleotides long. RefSeq lists its product as uncharacterized. Bases 1 to 2553 code for a protein of 850 amino acids. The record is from RefSeq and is a predicted model, not a curated record. Gene Ontology annotation, biological process: peptidoglycan turnover; carbohydrate metabolic process. The transcript is spliced from 4 exons. Gene Ontology annotation, molecular function: acyltransferase activity, transferring groups other than amino-acyl groups; hydrolase activity, hydrolyzing O-glycosyl compounds. NCBI's taxonomy places the organism in Eukaryota, Fungi, Ascomycota, Eurotiomycetes, Eurotiales, Aspergillaceae.